GAACGACCUCAGCUUGAGGCUCAGAGAUCAGAAUUAUUAGAGAGUAUCACCAAUGAUUUACAAUUCCUCCGUCAUAUCUUAGAUGACCAAGAUUUGGUAGAGACUUUACAAAAGAGUAAAGGCAUGGCAGGAGAAAUUUAUGAAAGAGUUAAACAAUCUGAGGAAAUGGAGAAAAAACUUAACCUAGCCAGAAAAAGAUAUCUGCCGGUUGCCACGAGAGGUUCAACAUUAUAUUUUGUACUAGCUGACCUAUCUGGUAUAGAUGUGAUGUACCAGUUCUCGUUGGACUGGUUCCAGGACAUGUUUACUGCAGCCAUCAGUGGUAACAUGUCAAUCAAAGAUCAACAGAGGAGAAGGUCCUCUGUUACCGUGCCAUUGGUUGGAACACCACGUAGAACCAGUAUACAGCAUCCUGCGAGAAAAUCUUCUAUCGAGUCAGCUGAUGUCCCUGUCAGGAGACCUAGUGUUGACAGAAG
Messenger RNA from Ruditapes philippinarum (Manila clam), 476 nucleotides. Its product is annotated as dynein axonemal heavy chain 14-like. Gene Ontology annotation, cellular component: dynein complex. The record is from RefSeq and is a predicted model, not a curated record. Gene Ontology annotation, biological process: microtubule-based movement. Lineage: Eukaryota; Metazoa; Mollusca; Bivalvia; Venerida; Veneridae. Gene Ontology annotation, molecular function: dynein intermediate chain binding; minus-end-directed microtubule motor activity; dynein light intermediate chain binding.